GGCUGUGGCGGUCGUUGUCGGUGUGGUACACUUCGCGUUUGAAAACACGCUUGGUGCGAUUGUAUGGGUGUUACUGACUUGAGUAAUACUGCAGAAGAAAGGUGUUUCGGUGAUAUAAUAGUUAAAAUUGUAGGAGUGAUUAUGAAGCGGAUCAUCUCAUCUGAAGAGAAAUCGGCUGAACCAUAGGUAUGAUGGCGAUGCCCAGCCAGCAACACCUUCAGCAGCAGCAAUGUUCACCACCACAUCCCAUGCCAGAAUUCCGUGAUGCUGACCACUAUCGCAGUGCCCUCAGCCCACUCUGCAUCACCGAUGGCAGUCAUGAGAUCAUCCGGCCCAAACCUCGCAGACCUGGAGGCGGAGGCAGGGAGAUGCUGCCAUCAGCUGGCUGUGGUGGAUACCAGCAGCCUCCUCUCAUCACAGGGCCCAGUGACCUGACACAGUGGACAUCCAACCUUCAGUGUCAGCCACAACUGGUCCCGCUUCGCUCUCCAGUCAACAAGAUUGCUAGUGAAGAAAAGGCCUUCAGUGCUUGCACUAAUAAGAGUCCUGCCCCUCCCAUCUUGCUUCGAGGAUGUCCCACUCCCUCCAAACUGCAUCCGCCCACCCCUCACAAUCUUACUACCCCUUCCAUGAAAACUACUAACACCAGCAUGGGAAGUGAUCCCACUGUAGAACAGUUAGUCCCUGAGCGGGACACGAACCCAGGCACCAGGCUUACUGUGGAUAUGUGCAACAACAGUGCAGUUCAGGAAACCUUUAACAAAACAGUGAUACUGUCUCAGGAGAACCAGAAUUGUAACCUGAAGGUGCAGAACAGAACAUCCUCACAGACUGUAGCAAGCAGCAGUGUGCGGCAGCUUGGAGGUGGCAAUACUGGAGUGGGUGGUGGGCGAAGUGGGCACCUGCACCACCAUCUGAGUGUAGAGGAACUGAGACUGAUUCAGAGGAGACAAGACUCAAAUGGCAGCUCUUCAGAUGAUGGGACUCGGAGUUCCGGGCAUGCCAGUAUGUCUGAUGGACACUUGAGCUCUUCCCCUCCUGUGGAGAGACACCAGCACUAUCGGUCACACCUCAACUCUGUACCUGAGGAUGAGAGAUUGUCAGCCAGUGUGAUGCAGAGCCAGUCACGUGCCUCACGGAAAGCUGGCCACAAUAGAAGCCGGCACAGAGCAACUCCUGCGAAACUGGUGCCAUCUGGGUCUGGUUUGGAGGACAUCAAGCUGGCAAUCCAGCAGCUUACAAUGCGGUCCCACACGUCCAACACUGGAUACUCUACCUCUACAUACUCAAGUCUCAGUGGAAGUGAGUCCAGUGAGCCAGCAGUGCGACGUCUCAUGAGGCAUUCAUCUCUUGAGACAGUCAAUACUAAUGUCACCAAUGCAGAUGAGUUUGUUUGGGUUGAUUCACAUAAUAGGCUUGUAGAAUUGCAGCACCUACCAUGGUCAAACCAUGAUGUGCUGAAAGUUGUACAGAAUGGUCGCAUUAAAGAACACAUGGAACGAAUAUCCAUGGAGACAAUACCACGGCUGUCUUAUCUCCUUCAGCGGGCACUGGUAAGGAUUGGUAGGGAAGUGCAACGUCUGGCAUGCCCCCUUGGGAUGUGCAGCAAGCAGGAAGUGUGCUCUGCACUUCGCAUCAUCUUGUGUCCUGCCCUUGCUGAUUCCUGCACAAAGGCAUGUCUGAGGGCAGCAGCUAUGUUUGCAGUCUCAGGUGAUCUGCAACUGAAGCAAAGUAAGUCAUGCCGAGCAGGAUUGCAGCUGUCUGUAGGCCGAUUCCAGCGAUGGAUGGCAGAUGUCCGCCUUGGGAAGUUUAUACAUGAGUAUGCAGCUGUGUACUUGACAGCUGGGUUGGAAAACCUGCUGGAAGAGAUAAUACUCCAGUGUCUGCCGAGUGAGGCAGAUACAGUCCUCACUGCCACAAUGUUUGAACAUGCAAUUGCCAACAAUGGGGACUUGUGGGGCCUACUACAGCCAUAUGCACACCUCAAUGCUGGUAGGAUUGCCUCAGGGGCCCUGGCAAUGCCUCGUUGGGCAAGUGUUUCCAGUGUGAACACUGAAUCCACCCACACAUCAUCGUUAGCAAGUGGAAAGUCUCUUGAACAGUCACUGUUGACAACAUGUGUUGGAUCUGCGCAUGAGCUAACAGAGCUGCUGGCAUGCAUCAACACACGACCCCUCACCUGGACGCCACCUGCCAUUCAGGCACUUUUCUACUUCAUGCGGUGCUCCCAGCUGGAGCAUGCAGAGCAUGUGGCCCCCAUUCAGGAGCUGGUGUAUGAGCGUGCAUAUGUUGUGCUGCCUCCCUUGGUGGAAUGGCUGAGGGUGACUGCAGCCCAUGCAGAGCACAGACACUCCACCACUCUUGAUCAUGACGAUGUGAUGCAGGCUGCCCGGCUGCUCUUACCUGGAGUGGAUUGCCCCAUUCGACAGAUUGGCACGGAGGAGGGUGGUGGAUCAGUGGGUACAAGGCGACCAGGAGAUGAGGUGGAGUGUGUACGUCGGCUGAAGUCAGAGUUGGCAUUCAAGAUGCUGCGAAGUGGACACAGUGACCUUAUUCCUCAUGCUCUACAAUUGCUACCAAGCAAUAAGAAAUUGAAUAGUGUGAAUGAGAGUGGGUUAAGCCCACUCAUGUUGGCCGUCCUGUUACAUGAUGAGGCGUUGGUUUGCUGUCUGCUGGAUGCAGGAGCAGACCCUGACGUUGAAACACCUCCAUAUGGCACAUUAGGUUACCCUGGUGUACAUGCAGAGACCCAGCAUUGGACAGCUCUAACAUAUGCAGCUCUACAAGGAACAUGCAGUGUUGCACGUCUUCUUUUGGAAAGGGGAGCCCAUGUGGAAGGAGGGACUAGACUGAGUGAGGACAAAUGCACACAGACACCACUUCAGGUGGCAGCAGCAUGCAAUCAGAUGGAGAUGGUAUCUCUGCUCUUAUCACAUGGAGCUCAUCCUUUUCUCUCAACACUGCUCAAAGACUCACUGUGCUAUUCUGGUGCUGCUCAGCGUGGCUCUUACAGUGCCAUUGCAGUGGCUGCUGCCCAUGGACAGAGGGCAACACUGCACAAACUAUUGGCUCAUCCUCACAACACUAAUAAUAAGGAGGUGUUGUCACUGGAGGAGAUCUUGGCAGAGGGUGCCAACAAUCAGCUCACCACUGACUGCAGGAGCAGUAGACUCCAGGUAACAUGUCCUUCCAGCUCAGACUCUAGCACAUGCUUGAUGAAUCAUGCUGGCAGUGAUAACCUGCAGCUGCUGAAACUCAGCAAAGCACAGAUCAAGUCACUUCAGGAGGCCAUGUAUCACAGCACUGAGAACAACCACCUGGAUAUCACAUUGGACCUUCGUAACCUCGGAAUACCAUGGACACUUCACUGUUGGAUGCACACCUUGGCUACUGCACAUGAACAACAACUUGAGAAUAUAAUUGACCAGUUACUGCAGGAUUUCCUGCAGGUGUGGCCAGAUGACUACUCAACACAGUUUGUUGAUGAAUGCCUGCCCCUGCUGUUUAACAUCUUUAGAUUCAGUAAGAACGAGGGAACUACACUGCUCCUUGCAGACAUCUUUUCAACAUGUUUUGGCUGGGAGUCAAUCAAGAGCAUCAGAGACACUUCAUUCUCUGGAGGGACCCGGAUUGAUCCAAAAUUUGUGAACAAUCCAGAGCUGAGUGAUGUGCAGUUUCGGGUGGAGGGCCAGGUAUUUUAUGGACACAAGAUUGUGCUGGUGACAUGGUCACCUCAGUUCCGGGCAAUGCUCAGCUCCAAGGUCUGUGAUGGGAACCCACCCAUCGUUCAUAUCAACGACAUCCGGUAUCACAUCUUUGAGUUGGUAAUGCAGUACCUGUACAACGGUGGUUGUGAAACUCUACAGGUGGAGCAGUCAGACGUGCUAGAGCUAAUGGCUGCUGCCAAUUUCUUUCAGUUGAAUGGCCUACUGCGUUACUGUGAGGCACAGUGCUCCAGCAUGGUUGACCUCGACAAUAUCGUCUCCAUGUACAUACAUGCCAAGGUCUACAAUGCAGGGGAGCUGCUCGAGUACUGCCAGGGGUUCUUGCUGCAGAAUAUGGUAGCCCUACUCACAUACGAUGAUUCUGUCAAGCGACUGCUGUUUGGAAAAAAGCUGCAUAGUCAUGAUGUGUUAUCAGGCCUGCUCCUCACGCUACAGGCGCGUAUCAAGGCCCGUAACCUGGCCCCCACCACUCGCUCAAACACCAAGCCCAAGUGAAAGUGCAUGCACUUACAUGGGUCACUGGUUUGAGUCUAAAGGCAGAGGAAUAUUAGAAUUUCAUCCGAGCACACUGGGUUUGUUGUGGAGUAUGUAUCCAUACUUCCUUUCUGCGUAAGACAUAAUUCACAAUAAUAAUGAAUUUAUAAUAAGCAGGUAACAUCAAGCAGUUUAAUGUAUUUUAUUUCUUAAUCAAAGUACAAGAAAUUGUUUUUCUCACGAAACAGUGCAGAGGAAAGUUUGUUCCUUUUAACGUUACUACCAAGCCUAGAGCUAAAGGUUUUGUAUUAAUUACCUGAAUAUUUCAUAAAUACUGAUUAAUAUUGUAACAGAUAUCUAUGCCCAAAACAUGAACAGAUCUUGAAAAUGAAAUUAUCGUCAUGGGUUGGUGACUAGAUACAGGGUUUGGAUUUAUAACUGAAUUUAUUGGACACUAAUUGCUUGUACCUCCACGUAAUUAUGACACUUUUUUAUUCUUCAUAAUCAUCGAAUAACUACUGCACUUUCCAGUCUGCUGUACUUUCUGUACUCAUUGCUUGGUAACAGCCUCCAGUAACUGGGACUCUCUUUAAUACUUCUGUACUGAUCCAUUUGUUUGGGCUAAUUGCUGCUGGUCCUUGCCAGCAGUCAUUGUUGGUUUUGUGUACCACAGGACUCAUGACCAUAUUUUCCUGUCUUAUGAUUCUGGGAUUCAUGCAGCUGACUCUCUCCAGCUUCUGGUUUGUUGGGUACAUUGCUGCUGGAACUUGCCAGCACAGCCAUUCUUGGUUCAUGGUCCUGCCAGACUUAUGACCAUAGUUUUCUGGCUCAUGACUCUGGGAGUUGUGCAGUUACUCCAGGUUUGGUUUGGGUAAAUUGCUGUUGGCCCUUACCAGCAGUCAUUCAUGGUUCAUGGUCCUGCCAGAUUUAUGACCAUAGUUCUGUGGCUCAUGACUCUGGGAGCUGUACAGUUACUCCAGGUUUGGUUUGGGUAAAUUGCUGUUGGCCCUCACCAGCACAGUCAUUCAUGGUUCUGGGUCCUGCCAGACUUAUGACUAUUGUGACAUGACACCUGAAUGCAAGAAUAGUGGAGUCAGAUGAAAAUUGAUUUCCUAGACAAUGAGCAUUAACAGAGCAUGUUCCUGUGAAAAUGGUUUACCAUGGGAUUAUUAUACAUGCACUUCCAUGAAAACACUCAACAAGGCAUAGAGGUUACUGCAGAGCUGGAGGCAUUCCCAUGGUAUUGUGAAAUACACUCUUACUCUGGGUUUUGAUGGAGCUAUUGGAGAAAUAUCCAUGGUAAGGACAUUCUAAACAGACUGUUACAAUGGAUAUGACAAAUACAACUCUUCAAGGAGGUGUUUCCAUGGUAAAGCAUGCUUAGGUAGACAGUUACUGCAGAUACGAAAUACGGAACUGGUCGACUUGGUAUCCCCUAUUCGGUUUUCCAAGCAGAUAUGAAACAGAAUGCAUUAGUGAAGUCCAGAGUUCAGAAUUGAAGGCAGAGCUCAGAAGUGAAGUCAAGAGUUCUGAAUUGAAGGAAGUGGCUUAGGGACUGGAAUCUGGCCGCAAAGUGCCACCAGAAUCUGAAGAAAAGGACCCAGGGAUAUUGUGAAUGCCAGAAGAGAAUGACCAUUGCUGGUAGGAGGAUGACCGCCGUGCAGGAGUGGCACAGUGCAGGGGAGAUUUUGUCAGGAAAGGUCAGACCGUGUUGCAAAAGAGGAGCCCCUAGAGAACAGAUGCCCGGGAAGAGAUGUUGAGUGGAUCUGGAGGGUAGCAUGAGAAUAAAGGAUCCAGGCACAAGACAGCAGCUGCAUCUUAGGAAUGAGAAGACAGCCGGCCAAAUCUUCAGGAAGACCUUCAGACUGGAGAGUGCGAAGUGGAUUGCCAGAUAUGCAGUUGGGUUGUGGACAAACGAGAAUUGGGCACUAUGGAGGGGUUGACCCCCUCCAAAACAGAAAGAGAAACUACACCCAGAGCAGGAGGUUGUAAUGUGGAGGCACCGGCCACUUGCAAUGGUUUAAACCCACUGCUUGAAAGGAAAAACUUUGGAUGUGAUGAUGCACCUCGAUAGACUCGAACCUUAUGAAGGGAGCCACUUGGAACGAGUGCCCAUAAGGAGGGAGCACUGGUUGGAGAGACGUCACAGAAGAGAAAAAAGAAGAGCCAUAGGAAGGACGGCAAGACUGACUGCAGAUGUUACAAGCACAGCCCUUGAAAGGAAAGAAAGGUGAUUUACUGUUGGGCUGUUCAGGAUGAACUGCCUUAAGGAGGGAGCCAUGUGACAUGACACCUGAAAGCCAGAAUAGUGGGGUCAGAUCAAAGGUGAUUUCCUAGGCAACGAGUAUUAACAGAGCACAUUCCCAUGACAAUGGUCUACCUUGGGAUUAUUAUACAUGCACUUCAAUGAAAACCCUCGACUAGGCAUAUAGGUUACUGUGGAGCCAGAGGCAUUCCCAUGGUAACGACAUUCCAAACAGACUGUUACCACAGACAAGACAAACAGAACUCUUCAAGAAAGUGUUUCCAUAGUAAUGUAUGCUUAGGCAGACAGUUACUGCAGAUACGAAAUACGAAACUGUUCAACUUGGUGUCCCCUGUUCGGGACACCAAGCAGGCAUAGAACAGAAUGCAUUCGUGGGAGAAAACACAGAAAGUGUGUGAACUGUUAUAAUUGGGUGUAAUUGUGAUACUGACAUCAAAUAAACCUAAUCUUCAAUCUAGAAUCCACACUUAUUAGUCACGCAACGCAAAUGUCUGUCUCAUAGCUCUGGGAGUAAUGCAACUCAAUCACGGUCCUUGUCUGCACAGUCAUUCUUGGUUCUGAGUCCCAGAGGACUUGUUACCAUAUUUUACUGUCUCACGACUCUGGGCGUCAUGCAACUCUCUUUCUGCAGUACUCCCAGUCUUGGUGGCCCUCUUACAGAGCUUUGACAUGGACUGUAAUAACACAACCUCCAGCAGUUACCAUGCUACUGUGUGAACAUUCGUUGUUGUGGAAACAUGUCUUUAACAAGAUGUUGCCUAGCAGUAGGCACCUGCAUGAUGCCUUGGUGAUUCCAGUAAUCUGGCUUUUAGACAUCAUGUCACAUUAUUUUAAAGGUAGAUCCAUCUGCCACCUUCACUGACAAGCCUAGUGGAACCUGCCUCAUCAGUUCAUUGGUAAGGUAGAUGAAUAGAUGGUAGCAAAUUGUGAGCAAUGAAACUGUAUAUAAAAGUGUGGUAGUCCUCCUUCAACUCUUUAUCAGGGAGAUCAGUGCUACUGUCUCACACCUUAAGAUCAACCACACUCACUUGACACACAGGCAUUUUUGCCUGGAGAGCUGGCACCUAUUUAUAUAUCCUGUGGGGAACCACUUUACUGUCCUACGUAUUUUAAUUAAGCACCCAGUUUAUGAUGAACACUGUACCUUGCAUCUUCGUGGCAUAUUUUAUGACUUCCUUGGAGAUGACAGUUGAAGUCUGUAAGAUUUUAGCAUUUGUUAACAGUGAUGGACUUUCCAAGUUCAUUUAAUAUUUAACCUUUAUAAUUUUGGAACAGGUGAAUUAAAUCCCCUGUAAUACAGUGAUACUGGAUUUUAACUAAUAGUGGUACGAGUACUGAAGUAAUGUUCAAUCUUUGGAUCUGUUCCUAGUAAAAUGUUCUAGUAGAAAAAUUCUUUAAAAAAAAUGCACUGCCAAAUUUUAUGGUGUUGUUAUUUUCUAUUAUAAACAUUGUUGUUUUACAGAAAGUUAAAAGAGUUCUAAAAUAAGAUACUGUAUAUAUAAAGGAGGCACGCGUUAGUGCAGUUGGUUGAGGCAUUAUACUACAAGCUGGAAGGUCGCCGG
Messenger RNA from Cryptotermes secundus, 8027 nucleotides. RefSeq names its product ankyrin repeat and BTB/POZ domain-containing protein 2. The record is from RefSeq and is a predicted model, not a curated record. The coding region runs from base 189 to 4220 and encodes 1343 amino acids. The transcript has 22 exons. Gene Ontology annotation, molecular function: protein heterodimerization activity. Lineage: Eukaryota; Metazoa; Arthropoda; Insecta; Blattodea; Kalotermitidae.